CCUUCCUCUUUUCUUCUGACAUCAUCGGAAGGCGCCGCCGGAAAGGUCACGCUGUGCGCUCCGUGCUCUCUCCCUCCUUCCCCCAAAGAGGCUUCCUUUGGAAAAUGGCGGCGGCCACGCUGUGGGGGUGCCGGAAAUGUCUUUUAAACGUACGGCUGGUACCCGGGCGCAGUACAGGACCCAUACAGCACGCUUUCCUUACAUAUCGAAUGGGCAGACCUGUGUUAGAGCUCUACCAGGCUAGGUGUUAUUCUUCUGGAGGCCGAAAAGGUUUUAUAUCUGGCUUUGUAGAGAAUAUUAAACAGGAGCUGGCAAAAAACAAAGAUAUGAAGGAGAGUAUUAAAAAGUUCCGAGACGAAGCGAAGAAGCUGGAAGAGUCAGAGGCCUUGCAAGAAGCAAGGCGGAAAUACAAAACCAUAGAGUCCGAGACGGCAAAGACCUCUGAAGUCCUUAAAAAGAAGUUUGGAGAAAUCACCGGCACGGUCAAAGAGAGCCUGGAUGAGGUCAGCAAGAGCGAGAUCGGCCGGAAGAUAAAGGAAGGUGUGGAAGAAGCUGCCAAAACAGCGAAGCAGUCAGCAGAAACAGUCUCCAAAGGAGGAGAGAAGCUGGGCCGGACGUCAGCCUUCAAGGCCAUUUCCCAAGGUGUGGAGACAGUCAAGAAAGAGAUUGACGAGAGCGUCCUGGGCCAGACAGGGCCUUACAAGCGGCCAGAGAGGCUCCGGAAGCGGACAGAAUUUGCCGGGGAGAGGCUCAAAGAAGAGAGGAUCUUUGAAGCCAACGAGGAGGCAGUUGGCAUUGUGCUCCACAAGGACUCCAAAUGGUACCAACAGUGGAAAGAGUUCAAGGACAACAACGUGGUUUUCAACCGGUUCUUUGAAAUGAAGAUGAAAUAUGACGAGAGUGACAACGCCAUCAUCCGGGCCUCGCGCGCCGUGACGGACAAAGUGACAGACUUCAUAGGCGGGCUGUUCUCCAAGACGGAAAUGUCCGGGGUCCUGACGGAGAUCCUCCGGGUCGACCCAAGCUUUGACAAGGACCGGUUCCUCAGGCAGUGCGAGGAGGACAUCAUCCCCAACAUCUUAGAGGCCAUGAUAUCUGGGGACCUCGACAUCCUCAAGGACUGGUGUUACGAAGCGACCUAUAGCCAGCUGGCACACCCGAUUCAGCAAGCCAAAGCGAUGGCCCUUCAGUUCCACUCCAGAAUUCUGGACAUUGACAAUGUGGACCUCGCAAUGGGCAAGAUGAUGGAGCAAGGUCCCGUCUUGAUUAUCACUUUCCAAGCUCAGUUAGUCAUGGUGAUUAAAAACCAGAAAGGGGAAGUCGUUGAGGGAGACCCGGAGAAAGUUCUACGAAUGCUGUACGUUUGGGCCCUUUGCAGAGACCCCGACGAGCUCAACCCUUACGCUGCCUGGAGGCUGCUGGACAUUUCCGCAUCUAGCACUGAGCAGAUCUUAUGAGGCUGAUGACUCCUCUGCCUGGGCCCUGUCUCACUCCCGGCCCCUGCACCCUUGGGUGGAACAUCCUGCCUUGCCCAAAGAGUGGCCAUUUUUUUGUGGGUUGCUGCUUUGCCAAGAACUUGGGGGUGCUGGCUUCAAGGGACUUGGUGGGAGAUACCCGCAAACCCCCCCUUCCCCUGUUGGAGGGAGCUGGGCGUUAUCAUUGACACUUGCUGAUCUAGAGGGGCGUGCCAAAGGCAUUGUUUUGAUCGUGAAAUUUUUUUGGCAUCUCCACGGGGGGGGGAGCACAUGGACAGAUUGUGUCCUUCAGAGUGUCCUUUUACCAGCACAUCCUCGCUCACUGCCCCCCAAAUGGUUGCCCCUUCCACUUUCUCUGACAGUCAAGAUGGCUGUCUGAUGCUGCCUGACCAUCUCUGGCCACACCAAAGAGACACCCGUGGCUGUUGCACCCAGGACCAGUUUUCACGGGGCCGAGCAAUGGAUAGACAUUGCAGGCCAGAACUACGGUUGCUUUACGGGGGUGAGGGGGUGGCGCACAGCGGGGGCGGGGAGGGUGUAGAAUGGCUCUUUAGGACGCGGGGGAUCUUCGGUCUGCUGGCCAGAUGAAUUGAGGGUCUCCCCACGGGUGCCUUUCCAGUGCAAGGAUGGGAGGGGGCGGCGUGGCUUUAAGGGGUUGUGAUCGUCCCCAGUCCCAUCAUGCAUUUCCCACCCCCUCUGCCUCCACCUCCUAAAUUCUGUGAGGUCUGAAAAUCAGCCUGCUGAGGUGAGUCUAACUGGAGCAGAGGUAUUGUGACAAUAGAUUCAUCUGCCAACUUUGUAAAUUAAACAACUAU
Rhineura floridana is the source of this 2290-nucleotide messenger RNA. RefSeq names its product translocase of inner mitochondrial membrane 44 (gene TIMM44). Gene Ontology annotation, biological process: protein import into mitochondrial matrix. The transcript has 13 exons. Gene Ontology annotation, cellular component: mitochondrial inner membrane. The record is from RefSeq and is a predicted model, not a curated record. The coding region runs from base 105 to 1457 and encodes 450 amino acids. Gene Ontology annotation, molecular function: protein-folding chaperone binding. Lineage: Eukaryota; Metazoa; Chordata; Lepidosauria; Squamata; Rhineuridae.